Vitis riparia (riverbank grape) is the source of this 1622-nucleotide messenger RNA. RefSeq names its product oxygen-dependent coproporphyrinogen-III oxidase, chloroplastic-like. Gene Ontology annotation, molecular function: coproporphyrinogen oxidase activity. The record is from RefSeq and is a predicted model, not a curated record. The transcript has 8 exons. Bases 130 to 1335 code for a protein of 401 amino acids. Gene Ontology annotation, cellular component: cytoplasm; chloroplast stroma. NCBI's taxonomy places the organism in Eukaryota, Viridiplantae, Streptophyta, Magnoliopsida, Vitales, Vitaceae.
GACAAAAUACUGUGGGCGCACUCAAUUUCACUGGUCUCUUAUAUUUCAUUUCACCAGACUUCCUUAUCCCCAUUACUUCGAUCAGAUCCCUCCCCCCUUCCAAGUUCCAACAACACUCACUGGUCAGCAAUGCCCACGGCUACUCUCUCCUCCUCCUCAUUGACUCUCUUCCCCCUCUCUUCUUCUCCAACGCCACCCAGAAUUCCUUGUACGAGUACAACCCUAACAUUUCCUUCUUUCCUCGUAAAACCCACUUCUGUAAGGAUGAUGGGCAGAGGUAGUCAUAUCUUGCCACCCAAGGCUGUGGCAAUUGAGAAAGAGACUCCCGAGAACGAACGCCCCUCCACAUUUCUCAGAGAAUCAGAUGGUGAUGACUACUCACUAUCGUCUGUUCGGGGCCGAUUCGAGAAGAUGAUAAGGGACGCCCAGGACUGCGUGUGCCAAGCCAUAGAGGCCGCGGACGGAGGCGGAAAGUUCAAGGAGGACGUGUGGUCGAGACCUGGUGGCGGCGGCGGCAUCAGCCGAGUCUUGCAGGACGGUGCUGUUUGGGAGAAGGCCGGCGUUAAUGUUUCCGUUGUUUACGGUGUUAUGCCUCCUGAAGCAUAUAGAGCUGCCAAGCCUGCUUCCAGCACUGACUCCUCCUCUGAUCUCAACUACAAGCCUGGACCUGUUCCAUUUUUUGCUGCCGGGAUUAGCUCGGUUUUACAUCCAAAGAACCCAUUUGCACCCACACUGCAUUUUAAUUAUCGGUAUUUUGAGACUGAUGCUCCGAAAGAUACUCCUGGAGCACCUAGACAGUGGUGGUUUGGUGGUGGUACUGAUUUAACCCCUGCUUACAUCUUUGAGGAGGACGUCAAGCACUUCCAUUCGGUUCAAAAAAGUGCUUGUGACAAAUUCGAUCCUAGCUUCUAUCCCCGAUUCAAGAAAUGGUGUGAUGAUUAUUUUUAUAUUAAGCAUCGAGGUGAGAGGCGUGGACUUGGAGGAAUAUUUUUUGACGAUCUUAAUGACUAUGACCAGGAGAUGCUUCUUUCUUUCGCCACUGAAUGUGCUAAUUCUGUGAUCCCAGCAUACUUACCCAUUAUAGAGAAAAGGAAGGAUGUGCCAUUUACAGAUCGCCACAAGGCAUGGCAGCAGUUGCGCAGAGGCCGCUAUGUAGAAUUCAACUUGGUUUAUGAUCGGGGUACAACAUUUGGACUGAAGACAGGAGGUCGAAUUGAGAGCAUUCUUGUUUCUCUCCCACUAACUGCACGGUGGGAAUAUGACCAUCAACCAGAAGAGGGGAGUGAAGAAUGGAAACUAUUGGAUGCUUGUAUCAACCCAAAGGAAUGGAUCUAAUAUUCACCUCAAGAAUUGUGUACCAUUUUAAAUUGCUUUUAUUGUUUUCUUUGUUCAGUAGGCUUGCUUAUUUUCAAGCCCAAGUUGGGUGGCGAAUUAGUGUCUUCAUCAGAAGUAAUCUCCAGAAAUGUAAGUAGGUAAUAGAAAGAGUGAGAGGAUCUGGUUGUAAAAAUCUUUUGGCUUACUUUGAUUGUCAUCCUCUGAGGAUAAUGAUGUAACUUACGAGAAUAAAUGCAUUAUGGAGAGGCCCAGUUGUAAAAUUUGGUUCAUUUUAUUUAAUGAUUUGG